This is a messenger RNA of Lucilia cuprina (Australian sheep blowfly), 393 nucleotides long. Its product is annotated as ras-related protein Rab-3-like. The transcript is spliced from 2 exons. Gene Ontology annotation, biological process: regulation of exocytosis; protein secretion; protein localization to plasma membrane. The record is from RefSeq and is a predicted model, not a curated record. Gene Ontology annotation, cellular component: plasma membrane; synaptic vesicle; endosome. Gene Ontology annotation, molecular function: GTP binding; GTPase activity. Bases 1 to 393 code for a protein of 130 amino acids. NCBI's taxonomy places the organism in Eukaryota, Metazoa, Arthropoda, Insecta, Diptera, Calliphoridae.
AUGGCAAAUGCUGGGGAUCCAAAAUGGCAAAAAGAUGCUGCCGAUCAGAAUUUCGAUUACAUGUUCAAAUUGCUGAUAAUCGGUAAUUCAAGUGUGGGUAAAACGAGUUUUCUGUUCCGCUAUGCCGACGAUAGUUUCACAUCUGCCUUUGUGUCAACGGUUGGCAUCGAUUUCAAAGUGAAAACAGUUUUUCGUCAUGACAAACGUGUGAAACUACAAAUAUGGUUAAAUCUACCCCACCAAAGAUUUUCUGCGUAUCCUUUGCAACAUCAUCAGAAGCAGCAGCCAACAGCAACUGAAGCAGAAUUAGACGCUGCAGCAGUAGUAGAUUUAGUAUCAAAUACCAGCGCAGUAGAUGUACAACAACAGCUACUAACACAAUACAACUUCUAA